Closterium sp. Naga37s-1 is the source of this 852-nucleotide messenger RNA. The record is from the annotation of a GenBank genome assembly. NCBI's taxonomy places the organism in Eukaryota, Viridiplantae, Streptophyta, Zygnematophyceae, Desmidiales, Closteriaceae.
AUGGAGAGCGCGUUGGCCUGGCUGGCGCGAGAGCUAGCGGAAAGGAUUGGUGGUGAGGGUGAGGGGGGACGGAGCGGCGAAGCGCGAGAAUUGGGGGAGCGGAGCGGCGGGGCAGUGGGGGUCGGGGACGUGGUGUGCCUGCAGGGGGAGGUGGGCGCGGGGAAGACCACUUUCUGCCGGCAUUUCAUUCGUGCGCUGACAGGCGAGCCUGACCUCAUCGUGACAUCGCCCACCUUCCUGCUCCUCAACUCCUACCCCGCGCCCAACCUGUACUCCCCACUGCCCUCGUCGUCUGCCCUUGAUGCUCCCCAUUGCCUUAACCCCAUCACGGUGCAUCACUAUGAUGCAUACCGCCUGGGUGCCCUGCGCACUGCCACGCCUGCCGCAGCAGCAGCAGCAGCAGCAGCAGCAGCAGCAGCAGCAGCAGCAGCAGCAGCAGCAGCAGCAGCAGCAGCAGCAGCAGCAGCAGAAGCAGCAGCAGCAGCAGCAGAAGCAGAAGCAGAAGCAGAAGCAGCAGCAGCAUUGCCUGACAUUCAGCGCCUAGACCUCGCACACUCGCUUGCUACUGGUACGCCCACCGCUCUCCUCACCCCUCCUGCCCUUUCCUGCCCGCCUCGCGCCACCUUGCUUCCUCUCCCCGUGCUCCUUCCACCCUCCCCACCUGGUCCCUCUUUCACUUUCCGCUUCUCACCACCUCACGCCCCCCAUCCCGUUUCUCCAUCCUCCCAUCUUCCCUCGGCUGUGUCUGAUCGAGUGGCCGCAGCCCCUCCUCCCUCUGCUGCCCGCCCACCGCCUCCACCUCUCCAUCUCUCUCCUGCCGCCCACUCCAAAUCCUCCGGGCGGCACAGCUGA